AUGGUUGUGAGCACAUCCCUCCCGUUGGAAGCCGUUCGUCGCCAACCGGGUGCCGCCGUCCAGGAGAUCGUGUCGGCCGAUCGCUGGCAUCACGUUCCAACAGCGGAGAAUCCAGCGGAUGCUGCCACCAGAGGCAUCACGCCCUGUGAACUCUCCAGUCUUCAGCUUUGGUGGAGGGGCCCCCCAUGGCUGACAGGUCCGACCGAGUCCUGGCCGAAGGAGGCGCAUGAAGACGUUGACAGCUGCGAGGAGCGCCGCUCGCACGCAGCCACGGUGGGCCACGGCACGAACGAAGAAAACGAACUUCUUACAAGAUUCUCCUCUCUCUCUAAACUAAUACGCGUUAGCGCGUUCUGUUUUAGGGUCCUCAGACGAGAGGCGCAGACAAGAACGACUCACCUCUCAGCCCAGGAACUGAACGACUGCCGAUUACGAUGGUUACGGAUCGUGCAACGGCAGGACUUUGCGGGCGAGCUCAAGGCCCUCACGCGCGAGGCUCCUUUAUCGAGGAAGUCUCCGUUGCGGGCACUGCGGCCAUUCCUCGGACCGGAUGGGUUGAUCCGAGUAGGCGGACGACUGGAGAACGCGUCACUGAACUACGAAGAGAAGCACCCAAUCGUCCUAACGAAAAGGAGUCAUCUCUCGCUGUUACUGGUGUGUGACGCGCACCAUUGUACGCUGCAUGGGGGACCUCAGCUGACACGGAGCGUCUUGGCCCGGCGGUACUGGGUCAUCCACGCCAAUACGCUCAUACGCGCCGUGAUCCACUGCUGCGUGCGGUGUGCGCGCUUCCGCACCACCGCGGCCCAGCAACAGAUGGGACAGCUGCCGGCCGAUCGGGUGCGGACCAUGCGCCCGUUCUUGUCCGCAGGAGUGGACUAUGCUAUGCCAAUCCAGCUACGCGCCUCGAAAGGGCGAGGGCACAAGUCCUACAAGGGCUACAUAUGCCUAUUUGUUUGUAUGGCCACUAGCACCUAG
Molecule: messenger RNA, 978 nt
Organism: Nylanderia fulva
Lineage: Eukaryota; Metazoa; Arthropoda; Insecta; Hymenoptera; Formicidae
Source: RefSeq, a predicted model, not a curated record